CGAAGCUUGAAAGUUUCAACAGGACACAAACUCUAUACACACACACACACCAAAAAAAUAACUAUAUAUACACACACACAAUCAGAACGUACAUCUACGAAAUACAUACUGAGGAAAACUAACAACAUACGGCCAUGGAUACGAGCAAGUACCUCCUCCUCCUCUUCUUCCUCGCAAACCUCCUACUUCUACCCACCCCAACCACCUCAUCCUUCUAACCGAACCGCCAUAUUCGCGUUCGGAGACUCCAUCUUCGACUCCGGCAACAACAACCGCCUUUCCACCAUCUUCCGCUCCGACCACCCCCCUUACGGCAUCGACUUCCCUGGCAGGACUCCCUCCGGCAGGUUUUCAGAUGGCAAGUUGGCCACGGACUUCUUGGUUUCGCAGCUGGGCAUCAAGGAACUCCUGCCCGCAUACUUGGACCCGUCCCUCACAGACCGAGACUUGCUCACCGGCGUGAGUUUUGCGUCCGCGGGUACGGGCCUGGAUGAUUUGACCGCAACUGAGGCCAAUGUGCUGACUCUUAAUGCGCAGUUGAGGAACUUCAUGCAGGCGUUGCAGAGAAUGCGGAGCCUUGCAGGCCCGGAGGAGACGGAUCGGAUCGUCGAGAAUGCGUUGUUCAUGGUGGCUGCCGGAACUAACGAUAUGCUGAAUAAUUUCUACGGGCUGCCGCUGAGGAGGACGUAUUCUCUGUCUGGGUACCAGGAUUUGCUGCUCCAAAAUCUUGAGAAUGUUAUUAGGACAUUGCACUCAAUGGGAGCAAGAAGAAUGGCAGUGGUGGGUUUGCCGCCGAUCGGGUGCAUGCCGGUGUCGGUCACUCUCGGCAGCCUGUUGCCCAGCUUUCACAUGCUCCAGCGUCUGUGCGUAGAUCAGCAGAACUCAGACUCCGAAGCCUACAAUGCCAAGCUUAAGGCACUCACGUCCCGGCUGCAGGCUUCACUGGCCGGCUCCAGAGUUGUCUAUGUCGAUGUCUACACUCCCAUGAUGGACAUGGUUAUUAGCCCGGCAGCAUUCGGGUUGGAGAGAACAAUAGAAGGAUGCUGCGGAUUGGGUUCAGUAGAGAUGGGACCUCUGUGCAAUUCGCUUACUCCAACGUGCCCAGAUCCAUCGAAGUACCUAUUCUGGGAUGCUGCUCAUCCCACACAAGCAACUUACAUGUUUCUUGCCAACAAAUUCCGACAAGAACUUCUUCCCUCCCUCCUCGUUUAAGUCAAUAAUUAGGUAUAGAAACAAUUAAUGGAGGGGUUUGUUUUCUUAGUUAGCAUGAAGUAGGUAAUAUUCUUGAUUCGGAGUAUAGCAUUGGGUAUUUCCAGUUUGGGCUCGAACAUUUUGGUCUUUGUUUGAGU
This is a messenger RNA of Sesamum indicum (sesame), 1349 nucleotides long. RefSeq names its product SGNH hydrolase-type esterase superfamily protein. The record is from RefSeq and is a predicted model, not a curated record. NCBI's taxonomy places the organism in Eukaryota, Viridiplantae, Streptophyta, Magnoliopsida, Lamiales, Pedaliaceae. Gene Ontology annotation, molecular function: hydrolase activity, acting on ester bonds.